GUGCCAUUAUGGGCUGGUGUUUUAAUAACAAUCAUCGAUACAUUCACCUUUCUAUUUAUUGACCGCUACGGUGUGCGAAAAUUAGAAGUUGUCUUUGGGUUUCUUAUUUCUACUAUGGCUAUAACAUUCGGAUAUGAAUAUUUUGUUGUCGCACCACCGCUACAAUCCGUUCUAGCGGGUGCGUUCAUACCGUGGUGUGAAGGAUGCGGCAGGGACCAGUUUCUGCAAGGAAUCUCAAUCGUUGGAGCAGUAAUCAUGCCACACAAUCUCUACUUACACUCAGCUUUGGUCAAAUCGCGACGUGUGGAUCGCAGCAAGAAGGAACGGGUAGAGGAAGCGAAUUUCUACUUUACAGUUGAAUCUGCAAUUGCUUUGACAUGCAGCUUUUUCAUAAACGUCUUUGUUGUUGCGGUGUUUGCCCACGGAUUUUACGAGAAAACAAACUAUGAAGUGGUAAGAUUAUUUGCUUAG
Messenger RNA from Cooperia oncophora, 471 nucleotides. NCBI's taxonomy places the organism in Eukaryota, Metazoa, Nematoda, Chromadorea, Rhabditida, Trichostrongylidae. The record is from the annotation of a GenBank genome assembly.